UCAGUACACAAGAAUGAGAUGUCGUUAUCAUAUAGGGAAAAUAACUUAGAAGAAGUCUAUUUAAACGAAUGCAGGCAAACGCAUCCUUUGCAUUAUUUUUCCUCAGACCUUCUAAACUUACUUGGCUAUUUGUUCCCAAAAAACUUCAUCCUGCAUCCAUAUCCUUCAACGUUAUUUCUCAAGGUGAGAGAUGGAUAACAUAAAAGCUCCAUUUCGAGGGAUACGAAGUGAUAUCAGAGGAAGACUUGCAUGUUAUAAGCGGGACUGGAUUAAUGGUCUCAAACAUGGAAUCGGGAUACUCAACCCUGCUACCUCUAUCUUUUUUGCUUCCGCUCUUCCUGCUAUAGCCUUUGGGGAGUUGUUAAACAAGAAAACAGGUGGAAACCUGAGUUCAGUGCAAACUCUAUUUUCAGCUGCAAUUUGUGGGCUAAUACACACAGUAAUUGGUGGACAACCACUUCUAAUUCAAGGAAUUGCAGAACCUACUGUUCUUAUGUAUACCUUUUUGUAUGAUUUUGCUAAAAAAAGGGAUGAUUUGGAACCUCUUUUCUUGGCUUGGACAGCAUGGGUAUGUUUAUGGACAGCCCUUUUGCUGUUGUUAAUGGCAAUUUUCAAUGCGUGCGAUAUCAUUGACCGAUUCACAAGGAUAGCUGAAGAACUUAUAGAAAUGUUGAUUGCUGUUCUCUUCAUCCAAGAAGCUAUCAAGGGAAUUAUAAGCGAAUUUCAAGUUCCAAAAGGAAAGGACGAACCAGACAAUAGUGCAUACGAAUUCGAGUGGCUUUACUCAAAUGGAUUGCUAGCACUCUUAUUCGCUUUUGGCCUUAUUUAUACUGCAUUCAAAAGUAGAAAAGCAAGGUCAUGGUCGUAUGGAACAGGUUUCAUAAGAAAUUUCAUAGCAAAUUUUGGAGUUCCAAUGUUGAUACUAGUGUGGGCAGGAUUGUCGUAUGCUGUUCCAAGCAAAGUUCCUUCUGGAGUUCCUAGGAGGUUAUUCAGUCCUCAUCCUUGGCAUUCUUGGGAUUCUUGGACUACUAUUACUAAAAUGGGAGAAGUGAACGUAAGACACAUAUUUGGCGCAUUUAUACCUGGAUCAAUGAUGGCAAUACUUUUCUUUUUCGAGCAUAAUGUGGCUUCAAAGAUGGCACAGCAAAAGGAAUUUAAUCUUAAGAACCCUUCUGCUUACCACUAUGACAUCUUUCUCCUCGGCUUUAUGACUUUGAUAUGCGGGUUUCUGGGACUUCCUCCUUCAUAUGCUCUUCUUCCUCAUUCUCCCAUGCACACAAAGAGCCUCGCUGUUCUCAAAAGACAUUCACUUCGAAGAAAGAUGGUCGAAAGUGCCAAAGAAAGCAUACAUAAACAUGCUACUAACUCCGAAAUUUAUGGCAAUAUGCAAGCUGUUUUCCUAGAAAUGGACAGGACCAAAUCGACAAAUAGAGUGGUGAAAGAGCUAGAAAACUUAAAGCAAGCAGUAAUGAAGGGAGAAAAUGAAGGGAAAGCAACAUUUGAUCCAGAGAAACACAUUGAAAAUUAUUUACCAGUGCGAGUUAAUGAGCAAAGAUUGAGCAAUUUAUUGCAAUCUCUUUUGCUUGGAUUUUCAGUUUUCGCCAUGCCUGCUCUUAAGCGUUUACCCUCUUCUCUUCUUUGGGGUUAUUUUGCUUACAUGGCUAUUGACAGUCUUCCUGGUAACCAAUUUUGGGAAAGAAUCCGACUUAUCCUUAUCAGUAAAAGUAGAUUUCACAAGGUUUUGGAAAAGAACCAUCCUUCAUACGUGGAAACAGUGCCAUAUAAAUACAUUUUGACUUUCACACUAUUCCAGUUUACAUACUUGCUUCUUUGUUAUGGCCUAACUUGGAUACCUUUAGUUGGAAUAAUCUUCCCCUUGCCAUUCGUUCUUCUUAUAAUCAUAAGACAUCUUGUAUUACCAAGGCUUUUUGAGCCGCAUCAUCUCCAUGAACUCGACGGUCACGAGUAUGAGGAAGUCGUAGGUGCUUCAAGGCGUUCAAUCCAUGCUAUGUCAUCACCAUCCUUUAGGGAAAAUGGCAAGGCUAUUGAGAAUGUUGGCAAUCAAGAACAAAUUGAAGAAGAUCAAUUUUCUGAUUCUGAAAUAUUGGAUGAAUUAACAACUCAUAGAGGAGAACUAAAGAUUAGAACUACAAGCUUUCGUAGUGAAAGAUGGGCUUCCAGUGGUAGGCCGGAGAUGCACUCUAGAGCUAUAAGUAUGCGAGAUGACCGACGAUUCAGGGUCUUUCCAGAGGAUAUUCUAUAAACGGAGCGAAGCUAGAUGAAGAACCGAAGCGUAUAUCAGAUCACGAUACUUUUAUAUACUUCCUCCGUUCCAUAAUAAGUGAAACACUUGCUAUUUUAGAACGUUUCAAAAUAAGUGAAACAUACCUUAAAUGGAAAAAAGAAAGUUAUAAAAUGACAAGAAUACCCAUCACAAACUUGUGUGGUUUGCUUUUCUCUCUCCUCCUUUUGAUAAAGAAAAGGGUAUUUUAUGACUUUUUGGCUUUUGAAAGUGAUGUUUAUUAAAUCUUGUGCCAAAUCCCUAUGUUUCACUUAUUAUGGAACGGAGGAAGUAUAUACUAGCUUAGUUCUAUCCUUGUUACAGUAUAACAGAAAUAAAGAUUUUGUUAUUCUGUUAUAAAGUAGUUAAGAAACUGUUAGCCAGUUUUGGCGCCAAAUUCUGUUAAAUAGAGAAUGUUCUAAUCUCUGACAUUCUGUAGAUCUUUUGUUGUAAGCUGUAGUAUAAAUAACAAAGGAGCUAA
Beta vulgaris subsp. vulgaris (sugar beet) is the source of this 2762-nucleotide messenger RNA. RefSeq names its product boron transporter 4. Bases 191 to 2263 code for a protein of 690 amino acids. Gene Ontology annotation, cellular component: plasma membrane. NCBI's taxonomy places the organism in Eukaryota, Viridiplantae, Streptophyta, Magnoliopsida, Caryophyllales, Amaranthaceae. Gene Ontology annotation, biological process: monoatomic anion transport; monoatomic ion homeostasis; transmembrane transport. Gene Ontology annotation, molecular function: solute:inorganic anion antiporter activity. The record is from RefSeq and is a predicted model, not a curated record. The transcript is spliced from 13 exons.